AUGUGGCACCUCAAAUUUCGCGCUGAAGGCGCACAAAUAAUUUCAGUAGAAAAACUUCUUGUUGCUGUAGAAGUGAGAUGGCCAGUCGAAGUGUUAGGAUCUCAUGCGAAGAAAAUGGACGACAGGUAAGC
Messenger RNA from Cylicostephanus goldi, 131 nucleotides. The record is from the annotation of a GenBank genome assembly. NCBI's taxonomy places the organism in Eukaryota, Metazoa, Nematoda, Chromadorea, Rhabditida, Strongylidae.